This is a messenger RNA of Symphalangus syndactylus (siamang), 8295 nucleotides long. RefSeq names its product N-deacetylase and N-sulfotransferase 1 (gene NDST1). Gene Ontology annotation, molecular function: deacetylase activity; heparan sulfate N-sulfotransferase activity; hydrolase activity. Gene Ontology annotation, cellular component: Golgi apparatus. The record is from RefSeq and is a predicted model, not a curated record. Lineage: Eukaryota; Metazoa; Chordata; Mammalia; Primates; Hylobatidae.
CCGGGGCGCUCACCGCACGCCCGCCGACCGCCCCGGCCUCCGGAGCUCGUCUCUGGCCAGCACCCACGCGGCAUCACGGGAUCGAACCCCGCUCCCAGCGGCCGCGAUUCGGGGAGGUAGGCGCUGGGCCGAGGAGAUAAGGGGUUUUGCCAUGUUGCCCAGGCUGGUGUUGAACUCCUGAUCUCAAACCCCUGGGUCAACCUGCCUUGACCUCCCAAAGUGUUGGGAUGACAGACGUGAGCCACCGCACCUGGCAGUGAGCGCCUUCUUAAAGGCUCCUUGCUGGCCUCACCUGAGCCUAGUCCUGGGUGCAGCCGUGUUAAGGAGAGGACGUUCGAGAGGGCGUGGCGAAGUGAAGAGGAACUGCACGCCACUGCCUGGAGCUCCGCCUUAGUCCCGUGGGCCCCACGGAGUGAGCGGCAUGCGGCACCCCCGGGCCUGCCCAGUGUCCUCUGGCCUGCUGCCCUGCAACCCCAGAAGGCCCUGACGCCCUGGGGCACUUCUGCUCUGCACAGGACCACGCGGGGGUUUGCCAUGGUGACAUAAAGGGGCGCGGAGGAAGGAAGGAGCGUGACCAGCCUGUGGACUGCGCCCCUGGCUGGGAGGAAGGACUGGGGGCCCAGAUCCUCCACUCCCAGUGCCCCACAAGGGCCUCGCUUCCUAAGUCUCUGUGAAUUUGUUGGUCAGUGGACGAUUCUCGUGUCUCCUCCUGUGUGGGGCCUUGGGGUAGCCAGGGCACGCCGGGCCUCCAGCGGCCAAGGUCUCGGAGGCCAGGAUGCCUGCCCUGGCAUGCUUCCGGAGGCUGUGUCGGCAUGUAUCCCCGCAGGCUGUCCUUUUCCUGCUGUUCGUCUUCUGCCUGUUCAGCGUUUUCAUCUCGGCCUACUACCUGUAUGGCUGGAAGCGAGGCCUGGAGCCCUCGGCGGAUGCUCCCGAGCCUGACUGCGGGGACCCACCGCCCGUGGCCCCCAGUCGCCUCCUGCCGCUCAAGCCUGUGCAGGCAGCCACCCCUUCCCGCACGGACCCGUUGGUGCUGGUCUUUGUGGAGAGCCUCUACUCGCAACUGGGCCAGGAGGUGGUGGCCAUCCUGGAGUCCAGCCGCUUCAAAUACCGCACAGAGAUUGCGCCGGGCAAGGGUGACAUGCCCACACUCACUGAUAAGGGCCGUGGCCGCUUCGCCCUCAUCAUCUAUGAGAACAUCCUCAAGUAUGUCAACCUGGACGCCUGGAACCGGGAGCUGCUGGACAAGUACUGUGUGGCCUAUGGCGUGGGCAUCAUUGGCUUCUUCAAGGCCAAUGAGAACAGCCUGCUGAGCGCGCAGCUCAAGGGCUUCCCCCUGUUCCUGCACUCAAACCUGGGCCUGAAGGACUGCAGCAUCAACCCCAAGUCCCCGCUGCUCUACGUGACGCGACCUAGCGAGGUGGAGAAGGGUGUGCUCCCCGGCGAGGACUGGACGGUGUUCCAGUCAAAUCACUCCACCUAUGAGCCAGUGCUGCUGGCCAAGACGCGCUCGUCUGAGUCCAUCCCGCACCUGGGCACAGAUGCCGGCCUGCACGCCGCCCUGCACGCCACUGUAGUCCAGGACCUGGGCCUGCACGACGGCAUCCAGCGCGUGCUGUUUGGCAACAACCUGAACUUCUGGCUUCACAAGCUUGUCUUCGUGGACGCCGUGGCCUUCCUCACGGGGAAGCGCCUCUCCCUGCCAUUGGACCGCUACAUCCUGGUGGACAUUGAUGACAUCUUCGUGGGCAAGGAGGGCACACGCAUGAAGGUGGAGGAUGUGAAGGCCCUGUUUGACACACAGAACGAACUACGCGCACACAUCCCAAACUUCACCUUCAACCUGGGCUACUCAGGGAAAUUCUUCCACACAGGUACUGAUGCUGAGGACGCUGGGGAUGAUCUGCUGCUGUCGUAUGUGAAGGAGUUCUGGUGGUUCCCCCACAUGUGGAGCCACAUGCAGCCCCACCUUUUCCACAACCAGUCCGUGUUGGCCGAGCAGAUGGCCUUGAACAAGAAGUUCGCUGUCGAGCAUGGCAUUCCCACAGACAUGGGGUAUGCAGUGGCGCCCCACCACUCGGGCGUGUACCCCGUGCAUGUGCAGCUGUACGAGGCUUGGAAGCAGGUGUGGAGCAUCCGCGUGACCAGCACGGAGGAGUACCCCCACCUGAAGCCAGCCCGCUACCGCCGUGGCUUCAUCCACAAUGGCAUCAUGGUUCUCCCACGGCAGACCUGCGGCCUCUUCACACACACCAUCUUCUACAACGAGUACCCUGGCGGCUCCAGCGAGCUGGACAAGAUCAUCAACGGGGGCGAGCUCUUCCUCACCGUGCUCCUCAAUCCUAUCAGCAUCUUCAUGACGCACCUGUCCAACUAUGGGAAUGACCGCCUGGGCCUGUACACCUUCAAGCACCUGGUGCGCUUCCUGCACUCCUGGACCAACCUCCGGCUGCAGACAUUGCCCCCUGUGCAGUUGGCGCAGAAGUACUUCCAGAUCUUCUCCGAGGAGAAGGACCCGCUCUGGCAGGACCCCUGCGAGGACAAACGUCACAAAGACAUCUGGUCCAAGGAGAAGACGUGUGACCGCUUCCCAAAGCUCCUCAUCAUCGGCCCCCAGAAAACAGGCACCACUGCCCUCUACCUGUUCCUGGGCAUGCACCCUGACCUAAGCAGCAACUACCCCAGCUCUGAGACCUUUGAGGAGAUCCAGUUUUUUAAUGGCCACAACUAUCACAAAGGCAUCGACUGGUACAUGGAAUUCUUCCCCAUCCCUUCCAACACCACCUCCGACUUCUACUUUGAGAAAAGCGCCAACUACUUUGAUUCAGAAGUGGCGCCCCGGCGGGCAGCAGCCCUCUUGCCCAAAGCCAAGGUCCUGACCAUCCUCAUCAACCCCGCGGACCGGGCCUAUUCAUGGUACCAGCACCAGCGAGCCCACGACGACCCAGUGGCCCUAAAGUACACCUUCCAUGAGGUGAUUACGGCCGGCUCCGAUGCAUCCUCAAAGCUUCGUGCCCUCCAGAACCGCUGCCUGGUCCCCGGCUGGUACGCCACCCACAUCGAGCGCUGGCUCAGUGCCUAUCACGCCAACCAGAUUCUGGUCUUAGAUGGCAAACUGCUACGCACAGAACCUGCCAAAGUGAUGGACAUGGUGCAGAAGUUCCUUGGGGUGACCAACACCAUUGACUACCACAAAACCUUGGCGUUUGAUCCAAAGAAAGGAUUUUGGUGCCAACUGCUCGAAGGAGGAAAAACCAAGUGUCUGGGCAAAAGCAAGGGCCGGAAAUAUCCCGAGAUGGACUUGGAUUCCCGAGCCUUCCUGAAGGAUUAUUACCGGGACCACAACAUCGAGCUCUCCAAGCUGCUGUACAAGAUGGGCCAGACACUUCCCACUUGGCUACGAGAGGACCUCCAGAACACCAGGUAGCCUCGGCCACCACAGCCAGACUGAACGUUUGUGACAGCUGGAACGUCCCACCACACGCUGAGCCAGACUGAGCUGCAGAGUGGGAAGCUGGGCCAGGGCAGCUGCGCGCUUAUGAGCAAUACUCUGUGGAGGCCUGGUGGGGCCGGGGGAGCAACCAGGCGGGUCUGCAAGCACCUCGGAGCACCCACUGCUGGGUCUGCGGCCUAUGGGACCUCCCUCGCCAGCAGAGGUCCAUUCCAUUCCCAGCCGCUCCUGGGGAGGCUGCUUCCUGGUAGGAGGGAGUCCAUGAGACUCUUUUCUGUCCCUCACUGUGUUCCGCCAACCGUCCCCUCUCAUCACCCAUCACUCCCUGCUUCCACAGGGCGCCCCUCAGUAUUCGCUGCCAUAUGUCCCUGUCCUCCAGGCUGUAGGGGAGGAGAGCCUGGUGGGGGCAUACAGACUGGACAUUUCCCUGUUUCGAGCCAGGCUCUUCCAAGGGGCCAGCUGGGUCCCCGGAGUCAGUCCUAGGCUGGAUGGGAGGGUGGCCACCUCGAGAGGACUCCCAGCCUCCACAUCUGGUUCCUACCUUCACAUCUCACCCUCCCGUUCUGGGGAAAGAAUCUCUGGUUCCUACAGUAUCCACACCAUCCUCAAGGCUUCCCGCAGGGCGUUGGGGCACUGCCUUGCCAUUGGGCCCAGUUCUCUGGGCCCCACCUGCACCCCUUUCUUCCCCCCUGGGAUAUGACAUGUGUGGUGUUUCCUGUGGUAAAAGACUGAGGCAGGCCAGGGGUCUGCCAGUAACAUGUUCCCAUGUACAGACGCGGUCCCCACACCCUCCCAGCCUCAGGCCCAGGCAGACGUGGGCGAGCUGGUGAGACUGCCGGCCACAGCUUUGCUCAGCCACCUGUGGCCGAGGGCUCUCAGAGACUCCUUUAACCUCCCAAAUACUAAGAAGCUAAAGUAUUUUAAUAUUUUGGUUUUUUUUUUUUUUUGGUGCCAGAGUUUAUACCCUGGGUGCUGGGGUCGCACUGUGUUAUAUAUAUAUAUAAUGUGUAUAUAUAUAUAUAUAUAUUCUAUUUUUUUGGUUGGGUUUGUUUUUAAUUCAGUCUUACAAAAUGGUGGUAAGCCCCAGUCUCAGGGGGCGCCCUGUCUUAGAGCUAGAGAUGAGGUGGCAGGGAGGGAGGCUGUGUCCUCAGUGGCCUGGGGCUGAGCAGACAGUAGGAAGGGGCCCUCCCCAGUGCCGUGGCUGCUCUGGGGCUACCCUAGGUGAACAGAGGUGGUGAGAUGCGCAGGGAAGACCAGCUCUCUCCAGGACAUCGGGCUGUGUGAAGUCCAGUGACCUUGAGGGGAUUUUGGCCAAGGGAAACAGCCAGGGCUGGGCUAGGAGAGCUGGGGUCAAAAGCUGGCCCACCCACUCUCCCUCACAUGGUGCUAGGCUGGGAGCUGCCCUGAGAGCUGGGAUGCCCACCAGGGCCCACAGAACUGUCUCCAUGCCCUUGUAGACAGUGGGAUCUCUGGGCUGAUUUCUGGUUGGGGUCUGCUCCUACCCCACCCCGUUUAACAAUGUGAAGUGACUGAGGCUGGGGUGCCUCUCCCUGGCCCCCUCCAACUGCCAAAUUCUGCUUCCCUCUGAACCCCAGGAAAUACUUUCUGGAGAGCCUUGUCUUGUUCAGAAAACUCUAGCAUCUUGGGGCUGGAAGGUCCUUUGACGGGUAUGAAACAGGGCCAGAAAGGGGAGGUGGCCUGUUGGGCCGACGUCAUGGAGCCAGCUGGCAGCAGGGCUGAGCGUUGAACCCGAGGCUCCCAGUUCCAAGUCCCGUUGUGCUCCUCUUCCAAUGCCACACUGCCUCUGAGCCCAUCCUUGGGACCCUACUCUGUGCCAGGUUCCUGUCCCUUCCUCCGUCACACCAUGGUCAUUCCAGGAUAUGGGGACAAACCACUCCUUCCCAGCCAGGGUGCCUUUGAGCCUUCUCAUUCCGAGGUCUGCGUUUGCAUCCCUGUCGUGUUCUCCCUCAAGGGGUCCUUCCCCAGCCUGUGGGGACCUGGGUCUGUUCUGAGCUGAUUCCCUUUUCUCCAGUUCUCUGCUGGGAUGAAGAAAGUUGGACACUCAGUGGGACCAGCUGCAGGUGGUUUCACUGUGUACACAGCAGUGUCCCCAUCAUGCCUCCCAAUGGGGCCUGCAAGCCUGGGAACCUUGGGCAUCGUUGGGCCAGCAGGAUGAGCAGCAAAGGGUCUGAGGACAGGGUGGCAUGUCUGCUUGUGCACUUAUGAAGACUUGCCCACACCAUGGAGCCAGGGGCUUCUAGAGAGGGGCAGUGACUUCCAGAGUCCCAUCCGUCAGUGAGGGGACUGGGCUGCGGGAUGGGUGAGGAUCUUACAGCUCCCAGGUUCUGAAAUCUACCCUCUGGGCCUGGAGGCCUCUCGCAGAGCCUGGAAGGCAGGAGAGGUGGGCUGGCCUGGGGCAGGAGCUCCACUUCUCUCUGCCUCUGGCUGUGGGAAGGAGCAGGCGGUUGGAAAUCCUGUGACAGCAGAGAUCUUCUGGAUUGUUGCCUGGACCCUUCUGCAAGCCUGGGGACUGGACCUGCCACAUGUUCCAAGUCCUGCCUAGGUCGCUGCUGCCACUUCUCCUCCCACUAACAGACCUUUCUUGAAGACCCACUAGGCCCAGACACUGCCGGGACUUGCAGGUAUGGGGGGUAGGAGAGGCAGAUAAGCUGCCUGAGGGGCUGUUGGCUAAUGGGUACACGGACACCCCCUCCCAAGAAGAGAAAGCCACAGAUGAGUGGGCCAGCAAGGCCAGUCUUCAAUGUCCACCAAUUCACUCUAAUCAUUUGGCCAAAAAAAGGAGAGAGAAAUAGCUGAAAUUGUUCAGGUGGCUCCACCGUCUAUUCUGUGGUCCCCUCCAUGAGCCUUUGCCCCAGGGUGGGUGCAGGUGCUAGUAUCACCUGCAGCUGCCUCAGUCGUUCAGGGUUCCAGAGCCUUCUGUGGUGGAGCAUCCUGCUGCUUGGAGGAUGAGUCUGAAGUUUAAAAAUGGGCCUUUUCUGAGCCCCCCUGAUGAGCAGUCAGUGCUUCUGGACCCAGCUAAGGAAGCCAUCUGUUCCCAGCAGAGGAGAGCUGCUGCGCUGACCUGCAGAGUUUGGUGGUCCCAGCACAGAGCUGUGCCCACGGGCUUGUUAGUGGGAAAGCAAGUACAACAAUGUUUUACCAAACAUUUAAUUAUGAAUGCCCACUCCCCAGCAUCUAGAUAUAAAAUUAUUAACAUUUUGCCACAUUCAUUUUUCUCUCUCUGUGUACAUAUAUGUUCUCUGUCCUAAUUUAAAAGUACAUUGCAAACAUCAUGAAACUUGAUCCCUGAAAGCUUCAGCCUGCAUCUCCUAAGAGUUAGGGCAUUGUCCCACACAUUGGCCCAGUAUCACAGCCAAGACGAGAAGUCAUUUCCCAAUGAUGUCUGCUAUCUAAUCUGUAUUCAAAUCCCCCCAAUUGUCUCCCAGGUAACUUAUGUCUAGUUUUGGAAUCAGCAUCCAGUCACGGUGCACACGUUGCAUUUUCUAACUAUGUUUUUAAAACCUCUUUGAAUGCUGAAAGGUCUUCCCUCGGCUCACUUUGAGUUUUUAAAUGACACUGUUUUUGAGGCCCUAGGCCUGCUGUCUUGUUGAAGCCCCACAUUCUGAAUUUGUCCAAUUGUUUGCUCAUGGUGUCGCAUAACCACUUCUUCUAUCCCCUGUACUUUCAAGGAUAAUUUAGGCUACUUGAGAUUUUGCCUUUUGUGCUGACUUGACAGCUUCACUUCUGCCUAAGAUGCGCCUCCGCUGUCACCUGUACCAAGUGCCAAAACAGCAGAGGGGCCAGUUAGAGCAAGAGCUCUGGGGGGGCCUGGAAAGGCUCCCUAGAGAGGGCCACAAUAUCUGGGCCUCGGAAGGAAGGACACAGGACUCUGGAAGGAAGAGGCUGCAUGCCUGAAGGCUGGGCCUUUGACCCUGGGGAUGGGCCACAGGGCACCAAACACAUCAUAUGUCUCUGUCUUUCUAUUUUGGGGUCCCAGGGUUUUCAUUUCCUGGAGGCCCGUGGUCUGUGUGCACUGGAGCAGAGCCAGGCUCUCGGUUGCAGCAGGGAAAAGCCUACAUGGGGAACUGCCUGCCGAAAGCUGUGGUGUGAGAAGAGCCCUGGCUGGCGGCAGGAGCUGUGAAAUUUCAUCCCAGCCGGGUGCAUUUGGUAACUGCCUGACCAUCUUCCUCCCAGGCCCUCAAUUUCUUCAUCUGUAGAAUGAGCAGAUAGGGGCCACAGCAGGGAUUUUCACACAUCAAAGGAGGCAGCUCUGCUCUAGUUGAUGUGAGGAUGGGUGGUGGGGGGGUGCCUAGACCCCCUGCUGCCCAGGCCCUUGAGGCAAUACUGGGUUCCUGGCUUGACAGCUCUGGGCUGGCUGCCCUUGCCAGCUCAGACGGCUGGAGAGUUUUCAGCUUCCCCAAGGGAUGGGCAUAGGGUUUUGUGGGGUCAAUGCCAGGAACCUGGGGGUAACUGGCUGUGUUUUAUCCUAAGAAGUUCAUCCCUCCUGCUCUCCCUCUUUCUGGCCCUGGAGGAGAAUGAGGGAGGAGAGGGUUUUCUAUGACCGUGUUAGCUUUUAUUAUUAGCAAGAGGGCUCCUUUUGUAAUUUGUGCAUGAAAUUCAUGUCAUUUCCUGGGAGAGGAGAGGGCUGACUGGAGAGGGUGGGGGGCACAUUGGGGGAGCAGGCAGAGAUUUCCUUCCCUUGUAGGGGGGUGGGGAGAGUGGGUGCUACCCAGUUUGCCUGAUGAGCGCUCUCAAACCAGCCGUUUUGGGUUGUGUUAAAGGUGAGACCUUCCUCCAUUAAUGUACAAUCUCGAACUAACUGCUAAUAAAGUGGGGUUCUGUUUGUA